Molecule: messenger RNA, 708 nt
Organism: Staurois parvus
Lineage: Eukaryota; Metazoa; Chordata; Amphibia; Anura; Ranidae
Source: the annotation of a GenBank genome assembly
CAGGUUGUUACAGAAGCAGUCAAACAGGGGUUAAACCCUCUAGAGAACAGAACAUCAAGCCGCCUCCACACUAACUGGAAUUUUGGCAGUGCCUUCUUUUUCGCUGGAACAGUGGUUACCACUAUAGGCUAUGGAACAAUUGCCCCCAGAACGGCAGGUGGACAGAUGUUCUGUGUGGUCUAUGCACUAUUUGGAAUCCCCUUUAAUAUCAUUGUUCUCAGUCAAGUUGGUAAAAAUCUCUCCCUCUGGUGUAAACAAUUUGGAAAGUGUUUGGUCAAAAAAGGAAUGAAAAAGAGAAUGGCAAAGGUCGUGACAAUCAUAUUUUUCCUUGUGAUGGGAAUUAUCGUAUUUCUUGGAAUUCCACCCCUGGUAUUUAUAAACACUGAGUGUUGGACGUAUGGGGAAGGAGUGUAUUAUGCCUUCAUUUCACUGAGCACCAUCGGAUUUGGGGAUUUCGUAGUAGGAUCUGAAAGGUGCACUCAUCCAUUUGAAGGGUUCCGUGCCUUGGUGUAUUUCUGGAUCAUAUUUGGUCUUGCAUGGCUUUCUCUGCUGAUUAACCUGCUGAUUUCACUUUUAGAGGAUACCGAAAAGAAAAUAGCUAAAGAUCUACAAAAGAAAUUACAACACAGGAAGGAAAGAAGCCAGGAGACAGCUUUAAAACAGGAGGUCCAAAAGUCUGUACCCAAACAUGAAACCAGUGUAAUUUGA